Sitodiplosis mosellana (orange wheat blossom midge) is the source of this 687-nucleotide messenger RNA. RefSeq names its product hornerin-like. The coding region runs from base 1 to 687 and encodes 228 amino acids. The record is from RefSeq and is a predicted model, not a curated record. The transcript is spliced from 4 exons. NCBI's taxonomy places the organism in Eukaryota, Metazoa, Arthropoda, Insecta, Diptera, Cecidomyiidae.
AUGAACGGUUGUGAGGCACGACACAUUUCAGCCGAUGACUUAGUUGACUUGGACGUGGCCGCAUCAAACUGGAAAAAAGGCGAGGAAUCAGAUCAUCAUCAAAGUGGAUACGAUAAACAUGGGAAGAAAAGUGAAAAAGGCUACGAUGAGAAGCACGGAGAAGAAGGCAAGAAGAAAGGUCACCAUGACAAGGCGACAGAAGAAGGUGAAUAUGAACAGAAGAAAGGUCACAAAAAGAAACAUUCCGAUGAAUCUGGAUAUCAUUCGAAAAAAGAGGAGGGAAAGAAAGGGGAGAAAGGCUUUAAAUUCUACGAAGAAGGAAAAUUUCGAAAAGGUCAUUCAACUAAAGGAUCACAUGUCAUUCAUAAGUUAGAUGAAUCCGCAAAGAAACAAGACUUUUUUGAUGAAGAUUAUGACGGCGCAUACGAUGAGAAACAUGGCGAUUUUCACGAAAAAUUCGGAUCGAAAAAGGGUGACUCGCACAAAAAGGGACACUUCAACAAGUCAUUCGCAGAGAAAGCAGGAGGGAAAAAGGGCUAUGGCCAAAAAGGACACCAUCAUUCUGACGAAUCAGGUUACAAAUCGGCAAAAGGUGAUGAAAACCACUACGAUCACAAAAGUGAAACAGCGAAAAAAGGCGGGAGUAAGAAGGGUGUAAAAUAUGGUCACAAAAAAGGCAGCCACUGA